Mercenaria mercenaria is the source of this 4689-nucleotide messenger RNA. RefSeq names its product high affinity cGMP-specific 3',5'-cyclic phosphodiesterase 9A-like. Gene Ontology annotation, biological process: cGMP catabolic process. Lineage: Eukaryota; Metazoa; Mollusca; Bivalvia; Venerida; Veneridae. The transcript is spliced from 17 exons. The record is from RefSeq and is a predicted model, not a curated record. The coding region runs from base 393 to 1985 and encodes 530 amino acids. Gene Ontology annotation, molecular function: 3',5'-cyclic-GMP phosphodiesterase activity.
GACAGAACGCCAGAAGAGUGUUUCCUAAUGCGCAUGCGUGUGGUUGCGUGAGAAACGUAUGUGUUGUGGAAACGCCACUUUCUCUUAGAUUCGCCAGCGCGCUUUAAAGUGGACGACAUUAACUUGUGAUUUUUUGUGUGUCUGAGAUUGACAGUGUUUGGGUUUCAGCUAAGUGCGUCUACAUUUAUAUGAAUCCAAACAGAUAUCAGACAUUUUAUCGAUCAAGCUUUUGUAGCCAUCGCUGUUGUCUGACUAUUUAUAUCUUCUCGAGCGCUGAUAAAACUGAGGAUGCAAAAGUUUUGUUUGCUUAUUAAUAUAUCGUAAUUUCAUUCAGUCAUUGUACAAUGUGGACUUCAUAGUGCUUUCUUUGGAGUGGUUAGACGAGAACUAAGAUGGGAAACGCUUCGUCAAUAGAUUCGUCUGUGGUCGUUUAUCUAGAAGUUAGUGGAAAACAAGAAAAGAUUGUAUUCAGCAAACACUGUAGUUCCAGGGAUAUACAUGACCUCGUGGCACAAGCAGCCGGAUGUAGCAAGUAUUGUAUAUUGACCCUUAAAGAUCCAAAUGGUGCCCAUAUUUCCAUGUCUCCCACGAUGCCAAGCAACACGCCCAGUGCGCCUUACAAGGUUCAAGUAUCACAACCUACGUCAAAUCAAGGCGAUAGUGAGGUGCUUACACAACUUAUGACGCAUGUGGCAGAUCAGUUCAACAAAGCUUUCAAAGUGGAGGAAAUGAGAUCGGAAAUUUCAACCAGACUUACAGCACUGGAAAGGAAACUGGAAAUGGAGGGACUGAAAGCUGUUGAAAUUGAAAAGUGCAAAAAGGACAUUUCGGAAAUCAAGGAUCAGAUCUGGACAGCACAAAAGAAGUUUGUGGACUUCAACAGAAUGAGACCCUUAUUGUACGGUAGUAACACUCACGAUCAUUUUUAUAGUUCGCUGAGUGAUGAACGGAAGAUCUGCCUUAAAAGGGAUAUUCCCUCAUAUCCGAAGUAUACUUUGUCUCAGGAAACGAUAGAUUACUUAAAGCAGCCAACAUUUGAUAUUUGGCAUUGGGAACCAAAUGAGAUGUUGAGUCUACUAGAACAUAUGUACCACGAGCUUGGCCUUGUGAAGGAAUUCAGUAUCAAUCCGAUUACACUGAAAAGAUGGCUGCUAUGUGUCCAAGAAAAUUACCGGAACAAUCCGUUUCAUAACUUCCGUCAUUGCUUCUGUGUCACACAAAUGAUGUAUGGGAUGAUUCAUUUAUGCAAACUCUGGGAUUACAUGACGAGGGAGGAAAUCGGGAUACUCCUGACAGCAAGCGUUUGUCAUGAUUUAGACCAUCCUGGAUACAAUAAUACCUACCAGAUAAACGCACGGACGGAGCUUGCUAUUCGGUAUAAUGACAUAUCACCCCUAGAAAAUCACCACUGUGCUGUGUCUUUUCAAAUUCUGUGUAAUCCGGAGACAAACAUUUUUGCUAACUUAGACAAGGACGGCUUCAAACGUGUGCGAGCAGGUAUAACACAACUUAUAUUAGCAACAGAUAUGGCAAGACAUAGUGAAAUCAUAGAGUCGUUCAAAUCUAAACUGGAAGGCAAAUUUGACUUCAAGAGCAAAGAACAGCUAGACACUUUGAAGAUGGUUUUAAUCAAAUGUUGUGAUAUAUCAAAUGAGGUCCGUCCUAUGGAAGUUUCUGAGCCUUGGGUAGACUGCCUGUUAGAGGAAUACUUUAAUCAGUCUGAUCGUGAAAAAAUGGAAGGAUUACCAGUGGCGCCUUUUAUGGACAGAGAUAAAGUAACUAAACCAACAGCACAGAUAGGUUUCAUCAAAUUUGUUCUCAUACCAAUGUUUGAAACAGUCUCAAAGCUGUUUCCGCAGAUAGAUGAGACAAUGGUACAGCCAUUAAGAUUAGCACGUGAUAGAUAUGAAGGAAUGAAGGAGCAGACAACUCCUCCUAAUCCAAAAUCUCAAAAAGAUCAGGCUGCGAAGAAAGACGGAGAGUGAUGCCGUGUUGUAUAUAUAUACUGGCACCUGUUGCUAAGUUAACAUAUCAUCUCUGUGUUAAAAUGUUACGAAGACCUGUAAAAUAGACUCUAGUAGAAUAAUAUCUUAACAUUGUGGAAAACUAUGUUUGUAGGAUUUGAAAGCUUUGAUAACAUUAUAACGGUUGCAUAUAUUCAGGUCAAGUUUACAGGCAACAACAAAAAUGUUGGGCCUUUCUCAUGAAAAAAAAUCUGGUGAAAAAGAAAAUACUGGGUGAGUUUUGAAAAAAAAAGACUUACUCUUAAAGUGAUAUUGUUUUACAUAAACAAACAUCGAAUUAAGGGUAACUUAUCGUGUUGAUGUAUUUAAUUCCUGUACAUGUAUGUGAUUACAUUGUUCAGUGUCUUGGUAAGGACUUUUAAUGUUCAAAUUUAAACAGCAAAUUGCGUUAUGUAGCAAUGAGCUUGAAAGUAUUUGUUCAUACAGUUCAGACAGAUACGGAGCUAGUGCUUGGUGACAAUAGCUUUAAUAUAAUGUUAUUAUUUGUGCAUACAGUUUAGAUAGACAAGGUGGCAAUAGUUUGAACAGCAUGUAUGUACAGUUAUAACUCGCUGUCUCGAAUUCCAAGGGAUCGAGCGUUUUAGCUCGAGAUAACCGAAAUACGACUUAAAAUGAUAUUUUAUACACGCGUUUUACCUCGAGAUAACCGAAAUACGAUUUAAAAGGAUAUUUGAUACACGCGUUUUACCUCGAGAUAACCGAAAUACAACUUAAAAUGAUAUUUGAAACAUGCGUUUUACCUCGAGAUAACAGAAAUACGACUUAAAAUGAUAUUUUGUACACGCGUUUUACCUCGAGAUAACCGGAAUACGACUUAAAAUGAUAUUUUGUACACGCGUUUUACCUCGAGAUAACCGAAAUACGACUCAAAAUGAUAUUUUGCACACGCGUUUUACCUCGAGAUAACCGGGAUACGACUCAAAAUGAUAUUUUGUACACGCGUUUUACCUCGAGAUAACCGAAAUACGACUCAAAAUGAUAUUUUAUACGGUGACAAUAGGUUAAAUGUUGUGGACCCGUAAUGACAUUCGGCAAUUUCCGUACGAUUACGAAACUUGUAUGCUAGUUCGGCACCUUACGGCUGUAACAUCAAAUUGCUUUUUUCAUAAUCAAAUCCUUGAGACGUCUGGUGGUGGUUGAUUUUUAGCAGAUUUACUUUCUGUUUUCUUGCAACUAUUAUGCACCUCAACAGCUAAAAUAAAACGGAGAAUACCUGAAUUUACAUUUUCUGUAUUACAAAUAUCAUGUCACCUGUACACAAACUAAUUUUAUACAACAAAAACAGGAAACAAAGAACAUUUUUAUGCAAAUCAUUUUCAUUACAUUUACUUAUAAAUAUCUCACUUAUUAGUAAUAUACUUUUGAUCUAUUUCUGACACUCUAUUUUGUAACAAAACAAAUAUCCAACUAUUAAAAUACUUGUAUAGGAAACGAACAUAAACGUGCUUCGAAUCUAAGAUGAAUUCUACGUGACCUCACAUGAAUCCAGAAUUAACCCGCUUGAAUUCAGUGAUGUAACCAUAGGCUUGAAAACCUUAUCAUCAAUAGAUCUUGUAUAAUCUAGCCGGUCAAUGUGAAUGGAGACAGGUUAAAUUAGACUGCUUGAUCAUUGAUAGUUCAUCCGCAAUAUUCAUGAAUGGAACUAUUUGGUGUAGCGCACGAACAUCUUUUUGAUGUGAUUAGGAAUGAAAUAAAGAUCCUGUGAUUGUCAGAAAUACACUUAUAACUUUGAUAGCGGGUAAACCCGCCCCACCCCACAAAAAACGGAGAAAGUCGAAAGUGCUUACGGAAAAUACGUAAACGAACUGAAAAUGCGAUUGUCGUUACGGGUCCACGAAAAAGUAAGAACAGAAUCGCUUGCAGCAAUGAGUGCAGCAAACGCAACACACGCGGAUUACAUAAGAAUGGACACUGUAGUAAAAUUGCAACAGAAGUUUAUGUAUUUGUAUUUACAGUAUACAAGGUUCUUAGAGUUUGUUAUUGCGUUUGAGUAUAAUGUAAGUUUUAUAUCUGCAGUUUAGAAAAAAUGAAGUUUUACAUUAGAAAUCAAGGAAAUGUUGUAGAUCUAUACUAGAAAAUAUUCACUGAGUAUAGCGAUAAGCAUUUUACUAACAUUUGCCUAUAAAUCGUUUGGUUAUACCAAACUUCUCAAUGAAACAAUACAUUACAGUUUCUUCAAUCUCUCUCUUUAGUUAUUAUACAAUAUGUAUUAAUAGCGGAAACGUGAUAUUUUUAUAUUAUUUUUUUUUUACAUUUGAGACGCUUUUUAAAAAAAAAAUAUGUCACAGAGAUAAUGGUAUACGAGCUUUUCUGUUCAAAAAAGCAUGUGUUGCAAUUACAAAAAUUGUGUCACUGUUCACUAUACAUAUUUAAUUUCAUUAAGGUGUCGGCUAUAUCAAAAAUAUUUUUACAGCGUAGGGAGUUCUUAAAAUGUUUUAUGUGACAUUUUUACGAACACACAUUAUUGAUCAAUAGCGAGAUUUAUUUCAAGAUUUCAUAAUAAAAAAACAUAAUGAUAAUAAAAAAAUAUAUUUGGGGAAAUGUUUUAUGAUAAAUGGCACUGUAUAUGUUGAACUUACUUGUGUAACAGUUGUUUGAUCUGUCGGUUAUUUGUUCUGAAAUAUUGUCUUGCGUCGAAAUGUGAAUAAACAACGGUUUCUUCAUA